Molecule: messenger RNA, 1420 nt
Organism: Portunus trituberculatus (swimming crab)
Lineage: Eukaryota; Metazoa; Arthropoda; Malacostraca; Decapoda; Portunidae
Product: arrestin homolog
Exons: 3
Coding region: 96-1244 (382 amino acids)
Biological process (GO): G protein-coupled receptor internalization; signal transduction
Cellular component (GO): cytoplasm
Molecular function (GO): G protein-coupled receptor binding
Source: RefSeq, a predicted model, not a curated record
CAAAAGGCGAGGGUUCUCUCUUCCCUCCAUCAGCUUCACACGGAGACUGACAGUAGCCGUCACUUCGCUCUCCCAGAGCCAACUCACCGACUCCCAUGGUUAACGCCGUCAAGGUCUUCAAAAAGACUGCACCUAAUGGUAAGGUCACCGCGUACCUAAGUCGGCGAGACUUCGUCGACCACGUCAGCCACACCUCCCCCGUGGAUGGUGUGGUGGUGGUCGACAAUGACUACCUCCGUGGCAGGAGGGUGUUCGCCCGUGUGGCGGUCAUCUACCGCUACGGACGGGAGGAGGAUGAGGUGAUGGGACUUCACUUCAGCAAGGAGCUCGAGCUUGUCAACACCCAGGUUGCUCCUAACGAUGUUCAGGAACAACUCAGUGAUGUCCAGGAACGACUCAUCAAGAAGCUGGGUGCCAACGCCUAUGCCUUCAGCGUUUCCCUACCUCAGAGCGCUCCCUGCUCCGUCACCAUCGAUAGCGGGGACGACAUGUCGACCCAGCCGCUUGGUGUGAUCUACGAUCUUCGCCUAUACGUGUCUGACCGCAAGGAUGAACGCCCUCAUCGUCGGAACUCUGUCUGCUUCGCUGUCCGUAAGGUUCAGUUUGCUCCCACUGAGCCCAGUGCUCGCCAGCCCCAAACCCUGGUGAGCAAGAGUUUCACUCUCUCUCCCGGCAAACUGAACCUUGAGGUUAGCCUUGAGCGUGACCUCUACUUCCACGGACAGCAAGUGCAGGUUAAUCUUAACAUCAACAACGCUUCCAAGAAGACGGUCAAGAGCAUGAAAGCCCAGGUGGUCCAGCACGUAGAGGUCACCAUGACCAACAGCCACUUCAGCCGUGUAGUGUCUUCUCUGGAGUCUCGCGAAGGAUGUCCCAUCACCCCUGGCGCUAACCUCACCAAGACUUUCUCACUCACCCCCACUGCUUCUACAAACCAGAAGCGUUUUGGCAUCGCCCUCGACGGCCAGGUCAAGGAUCAGGACGCCAAUUUGGCAUCCUCUACCGUGGCAGCAGCUGGCAAAAACGCCAAUGACGCCUUGGGCAUUAUUGUGUCCUACUCUCUCCGUGUGAAGCUGAACUGUGGCGCUAUUGGUGGUGAGCUGACUGCCGAUCUUCCUUUCAAGUUGAUGCAUCCCGACCCCAACGCCCAGAAAUCUUCCCUCCGUAAGAUGCAGUCCACCGACAACGUGGACAUCGAAGAGUUCUCCCGACUCCGACGUGGCGAAUCCGUUGCCGACGAGUAAAUAUUAAACAGGUUUUUUGCUCCUUUUUCCCUUCUUACGUUCUCUCAUUUAACUCUUUUCAAGUUUCUUUAUUCCAUGAACACUGAUUGGCUUUUAUUGUUUUUUGUUUACAUUUUGAGUUAAUUGAGGUUUUGUUUGUAUUUGAUUUUAUUUAUUCUAAUAAAGAAAAACCCUAA